Messenger RNA from Melospiza georgiana, 1589 nucleotides. RefSeq names its product tetraspanin 13 (gene TSPAN13). Gene Ontology annotation, cellular component: membrane. The transcript has 6 exons. Bases 47 to 658 code for a protein of 203 amino acids. The record is from RefSeq and is a predicted model, not a curated record. Lineage: Eukaryota; Metazoa; Chordata; Aves; Passeriformes; Passerellidae.
UCCUGGCGGAGCGGCGGCCGCGCGGGGCGGCGGUGGCGGCGGAGCGAUGGCGUGCGGGGGCUUCGCCUGCUCCAAGAACUGCCUGUGCGCCCUCAACCUGCUCUACACGCUGGUGAGCCUGCUGCUGAUUGGAAUUGCAGCAUGGGGAAUUGGCUUUGGCCUCAUCUCUAGUUUCAGAGUUGUUGGAGUGGUAAUCGCAGUAGGAGUCUUCCUCUUCUUUAUUGCCUUAGUUGGAUUGAUCGGUGCAGUGAAACAUCAUCAAGUAUUGCUAUUCUUUUACAUGAUUAUUCUUCUGCUAGUCUUUAUUGUCCAGUUUUCUGUCUCCUGUGCCUGUUUGGCACUAAAUGAGGAACAGCAGAGUGAACUUCUAGAGGUGGGAUGGAGUAACACCAACAGCGCAAGAACAGAUAUCGAGAGAAAUCUGAAUUGUUGUGGAUUCAGAGUUUUUUAUCCCAAUGAAACCUGCGCUGCUGAUUGUCUUAGAAAUCUCCACUGUAGACCAUGUGCACCAAUAAUGGAAGAAUAUGCUGGAAUGGUGCUGAGAUUUGUUGGUGGAAUAGGACUCUUCUUCAGCUUCACAGAGAUUCUGGGAGUUUGGCUGACUUACAGAUACAGGAACCAAAAGGAUCCCCGUGCAAACCCUAGUGCAUUUAUUUGAUGAGUUUAUAAAGGACUAAAUCUUCUCUCUGCACCAUCUACUUAAAAAUACUGAUUCUCCACAGUUUGGUAUUUCUCCAUAAUAGGUAUUCUACAUGUACUCAAAAUAAAACACAAGUCCUGUAAGAAAUGUGUAGUUUUCAUAUUUAAUUUCUACUAUUUUUCUUCUAAGAAUCUCUAUCUUAAAGUAGAUGGGUGCAUUCAGUAGCUGGGCAGAGUUGAACUGCUGAUUAAGACUUUGUUAAUUGUUAUGGUAAACUCUGUACAAUGAGUUUUAUAGCACUACUGUGUUAUCUGCUGUAAAAAAAACCCUAGAGGUAUUUUCUGCUGUAUUCAUUGAUUACAGAAAUUCACGUGAAUUCUCAUUAAAAUGAUAAAAAUUUACGGUGGAUGGUUGGGUAUGAUUUACUUAGGUUUUAGGAUGUACUCUAGUAAACUUUUUUGUCUCCCACAUUCCUGUUAAGGUAAAAAUUAUAGCUAGAGAUGUUAUUUUCUAUAGUGCACAAAAGUGUAUGUUAAUGACUACUGUAGUCUUCACCCCUCCCCUUUCCUGAUUGUUUUGGUUUUCUGGUAGCUUUAAAAUUUUGUUGAGAAUAAAAACAAUGUUAAUGAAUAUUGUCAUUAUGAGAACAAUGACUGAAGAAAAGCAGGAGAAUGUAAUCUGCAGCUGAUUAACUUGAAACUUUUUUCCCUUGACAAUGAAUGAGGUUUGGUAUUUGCACAAUCAAUGUCUGUCAUCUCUGAUAUAAGAAACUUGAUGUCUGGAAAGUUGUUGUACAGCUAUUUUUUUUAGACGGUGUUAAGUCAUUGUUGUAAUAACUCAGCAGUGUUCUAUAGUUCUGUGUCAUCCAGAUAACAGUCUUGAUUUCAUGAGAGAUUGAAUGACAUGUAAAAAAAAAAACAAGAAAGAAAAAUGGCAACAAAACCAAAAA